CUGGCCAGUCAAGUCUUCUCCUUUGUGGACUCUGGCCACACAAACGCCUGUUCAAAAGUAUGCCACGGACUUCCCGCAUUGUAAGAAAACAGAGACUGCACCCAGGUGGUACAACUGAAUUUGAUCGUUGGCCUUCUCUUCAGUCCAUGACUCAAUGGGACUUUUGUUUCUGGGAAUUCUUUACAUUUGGAUAAAACGCAACCUCCUAACCACUCCAGGUGUUCCUAAAGCUGAUCUCAAGGCAAACAAGGUGGCAGCAGACACUGCUGGUUCACAGGGAACAACAGGAACAGGAUGUCUCUGGGCUACACCACACGGGUCUUGGCCUUGGCGGCGUUCCACCCAAGGAGAGGGAACUGAAGCUGUGUGAAUGCAGUCAAACGUUAAUGAAGUACGAGUUUGACAGGAUGCUGACUGUCCGUCCACCACCCAUCUGUGCACUCUCUGCACUGAUGUCACCCGGGGCCUCAUGUGCCUGGCAGGCGUCACAAUCUUGCUGCUUUCAGAGUUCUCUGCCUUCCACCCCAGAGGACACAGGCAGCACCGGCAAACACGGCACAAAGUGAUUACAAAGCACUGUGAUGAUCCGUUCAAGACAAGUGAAGUUCACACCCUCCACUGUGUGGCAGGGCCAACACCACACAUGGCCCCUGCAGAACACGUCGCUGUGAUCCCGAGGCUCGGGUGGGAUCCCAGCGACAUGAUCCCUGCAACUCUUAGAGAUUUUUCAAAUUGGUGACUGCAGAAUGAGCCAUUUUGGUGAGGAAGAGUGCUUUCCUCUUGAGAAUCACAGGUUUCCUUUUUGUGUGCAUACUUCCCAUGUGUCCACGUCCCCACACCGCUAAGGACAGUAGGCCUUCCUCUGCUCAGCAUCCGGAGUGCGUCACUUCCGCCACGUGAGCCGGGUGCUUGGCCGCCGCUCACACAGAACCUCCUCUCGCCUCCUUGGAACUCUUUCGUGGGCAUCUCAGGCCAAAACAGCAGAAACACAUCCCAACUGGGAUAGGCCAUAUCACAGGUGCUCCAACAGCUUCAGGCGGCUGUCCUGGCAGCACACACCUGGAGCCACCGUCAAGACCAGCUCUGGACCUGCGCUUACUCACCAACAAACAUCAAAACUCCUCUUCAUCCUGCAGUGGCAGACCUCCAUUUCAAUGAAAUGUGACUGUGUUUACAGAAACGCAGGGUGCAUAGGAAGCAUGUCGUCUCAAACACCUAUCACACUGAAUAUCGACCCUCAGGAUCUGCAGGUCCAAACAUUUACUGUAGAGAAGCUACUGGAGCCUCUCAUAAUUCAGGUUACUACACUUGUAAAUUGUCCCCAGAACCCUUCGAACAGGAAAAAAGGACGUUCAAAAAGAGCCAGAGUCCUUCUAGCUUCUGUGGAGGAAGCAACUUGGAAUUUAUUAGACAAGGGAGAGAAGAUUGCUCAGGAAGCCACAGUUUUGAAAGAAGAGCUUACUUCUACACUUGGGGAAGUUCGCAAAGAAAGUGAAGCUCUGAAGGUAUCGGCUGAGAGAUUUACAGAUGAUCCCUGUUAUCUCCCCAAAAGGGAGGCUGUAGUUCAAGCCGCCCGUGCCUUGUUGGCUGCGGUUACUAGACUCCUCAUUCUCGCAGACAUGAUUGAUGUCAUGUGUCUGCUGCAGCAUGUGUCAUCUUUUCAAAGAACAUUGGAGUCUCUUAAGAAUGUUUCCAACAAAUCUGACCUCCAGAAAGCCUAUCAGAAGCUUGGGAAGGAGCUAGAAAAUCUGGAUUAUUUAGCCUGCAAACGUCAGCAGGAUUUAAAAUCUGCAAACCAGAGGGAUGAAAUUGCAGGAGCCCGGGCCACAUUGAAAGAGAAUUCUCCUCUUUUACAUUCAAUUUGUUCAGCUUGUUUGGAGCAUUCUGAUGUUGCUUCCCUCAAAGCCAGCAAGGACACAGUUUGUGAAGAAAUGCAGAAUGCUCUCAAUGUGAUUUCAAAUGUUUCUCAAGGCAUUCAUAAUAUGCCAACCCCAUCAGAACCUCAGGCAGCCACUCUGGGAAGUGCACUUGAUGAGCUGGAGAAUUUAAUUGUCCUGAACCCACUCGUGGUGACUGAAGAAGAAAUAAGACCAUCACUAGAAAAACGCCUUGAAGCCAUUAUCAGUGGGGCUGCUCUGUUAGCAGACUCCUCCUGCACAAGGGACUUCCACCGAGAGAGGAUCAUUGCAGAAUGCAAUGCCAUUCGCCAGGCUCUUCAGGACCUGCUUUCAGAGUACAUGAACAAUGCUGGGAAGAAAGAAAGGAGCAAUACCCUGAAUAUUGCUAUAGACAACAUGUGCAAGAAAACAAGAGACCUUCGCAGACAGCUCCGCAAGGCUAUUAUUGAUCAUGUGUCAGACUCCUUCUUGGAUACAACAGUCCCACUUUUGGUUCUCAUUGAAGCUGCUAAGAAUGGCAGGGAAAAGGAAAUAAAGGAAUAUGCUGCAAUAUUUCAUGAGCAUACCAGCAGGCUUGUAGAGGUGGCAAAUCUUGCUUGUUCUAUGUCAACAAAUGAAGAUGGAAUUAAAAUUGUCAGAACUGCAGCCAAUCACCUGGAAACACUGUGUCCACAGAUUAUUAAUGCUGCACUUGCUUUGGCUGCAAGACCCAAAAGUCAAGUGGUGAAAAAUACCAUGGAAAUGUACAAGCGCACGUGGGGAAAUUACAUACAUGUUCUUACAGAAGCUGUGGAUGACAUUACAAGCAUUGAUGAUUUCCUUGCUGUAUCUGAAAGUCAUAUCCUGGAAGAUGUCAACAAGUGCAUCAUAGCUUUGAGAGACCAGGAUGCUGAGAAUUUAGACCGUGCUGCAGGUGCGAUCAGAGGACGGGCAGCAAGAGUUGCUCAUAUUGUCACGGGUGAAAUGGACAGUUACGAGCCAGGGGCUUACACUGAAGGUGUAAUGAGAAGCGUUAACUUCCUUACAAGUACUGUAAUUCCUGAGUUUGUAACACAAGUGAAUGUCGCCCUGGAAGCCUUGAGCAAGAACUCAUUAAAUGUAUUUGAUGACAAUCAGUUUGUGGACAUCUCAAAGAAGAUCUAUGAUAUAAUUCAUGAUAUCAGAUGUUCAGUCAUGAUGAUUCGGACUCCAGAAGAACUAGAAGAUGUUUCUGAUCUGGAAGAGGAUCAUGAGGUUCGCAGCCACACCAGUGUUCAGACAGAAGGGAAAACUGACCGGGCUAAGAUGACUCAACUGCCAGAGGCAGAAAAGGAAAAGAUUGCUGAGCAAGUUGCUGAUUUCAAGAAAGUAAAGAGUAAGUUGGAUGCCGAGAUUGAGAUAUGGGAUGAUACAAGCAACGAUAUCAUUGUUCUCGCCAAGAAGAUGUGUAUGAUUAUGAUGGAGAUGACAGACUUCACGAGGGGCAAAGGACCACUAAAGCAUACAACUGAUGUGAUCUAUGCAGCUAAAAUGAUAUCAGAAUCAGGAUCAAGGAUGGAUAUUCUUGCUCGGCAGAUUGCUGAUCAGUGUCCAGACCCAUCCUGCAAACAGGAUUUACUGGCUUAUCUGGAACAGAUUAAAUUCUACUCCCACCAACUGAAAAUCUGCAGUCAAGUUAAAGCGGAGAUCCAGAACCUAGGAGGAGAGCUCAUCAUGUCCGCCUUGGACAGUGUCACCUCCCUGAUCCAGGCGGCCAAAAAUUUGAUGAAUGCUGUAGUGCAAACAGUGAAAAUGUCUUACAUUGCCUCAACCAAGAUCAUCCGAAUCCAGAGUCUGGCUGGGCCACGGCACCCAGUAGUGAUGUGGAGGAUGAAAGCUCCAGCAAAAAAGCCCUUGAUUAAAAGAGAGAAGCCAGAAGAAACUUGUGCAGCUGUGAGGCGUGGAUCAACAAAGAAAAAAAUCCAUCCCGUGCAAGUUAUGAGUGAAUUUAGAGGAAGACAGAACUACUGAAAGCACUCUUCUGCUCUAGUGCCUCUAUUACAAAAUCCUGGCUAACCACACUGCUUUAUUUCACACUUUACUAGUCCUGUAAUUGCACUAAAUUUCAGAGUUUAACUCAUAAGUAACAUAGAACAUUAAAGGCUAAACCAGCAUAAGCAAUAUAUGUGAGAUCAUGUCUUUGUCAUUUCUAUAUAUAGCCAGCACAUAGUAAUUAAUGAAUGAAAACUUCAUGUGUCAUUCAGUCUGUGCUAUCAAGGGAAUGUCUUAUAUUCAUUACAACACGAACAUACAAGAUGCCUGUGAGUCCUACUUAUCUGUAAUAGUGCAACUACAUUCACUCCUUUCAUUGUAAAUUAAAACAUUGACAUAAGCUCUUGACUUGCUUUUCAAUAAAAACAUUUACUAAAUAUUUUCCCCUUUAAUAUACAUAAUUUCUUUACCCUACUUAACCUGGCAGAAAUGCCUAAUUCCUGCCAUAGGAAAACAAGAUGUGUUCUCUAGAUAUCUGUAUCAAUUGUCAAAUUAGUUUAACUUCUAUCAAGAACAAAUCAGGGCAGUCGGUUUCUCACUAGAUUUUGAAAUUUAGCCUUUAUUUUUAGGAAAAUGCUUUAAUACCAUUACAAAGGACAUGGUGUGCUUUGGUGGCACAACACAUUUUAGGGUUUCAUUGUUCUGGACUCUGCAGUAUGAGGUCCAUCGGACUACACUUGCUGAAGAUGAAAUAACCUUUGUUGGAGAAAUGAGAAACAAAACUGUGUCCCAGAUUCUGUUAUAGAAACGGGAUGUAAGAAGUUCUACAUGACUCUAAAAAUCUACUUCUAUCCCUUAUCAGUUGCAAUUAAAAACAAAGGCCACUUUGAAAAAAAUGUUUUGCCAUCAAGGGAAAUAUGUCUGAAUUGUAUCACUGGGAUAGACAGCAGAGUUUAUGAGAUUGAGGCUAGAAGCUACAGUCAUUGAUAUUUUUGGUUUUUUCUGUUUUCUUUCCUGUUUUUAUUUUUAUUUUUGUUGGU
Molecule: messenger RNA, 4888 nt
Organism: Fukomys damarensis (Damara mole-rat)
Lineage: Eukaryota; Metazoa; Chordata; Mammalia; Rodentia; Bathyergidae
Gene: Ctnna3
Product: catenin alpha 3
Exons: 19
Coding region: 1155-3887 (910 amino acids)
Biological process (GO): cell-cell adhesion; cell migration
Cellular component (GO): fascia adherens; adherens junction
Molecular function (GO): actin filament binding; beta-catenin binding; cadherin binding
Source: RefSeq, a predicted model, not a curated record